This is a messenger RNA of Musca domestica (house fly), 2443 nucleotides long. RefSeq lists its product as uncharacterized. The transcript has 6 exons. The coding region runs from base 368 to 1669 and encodes 433 amino acids. The record is from RefSeq and is a predicted model, not a curated record. NCBI's taxonomy places the organism in Eukaryota, Metazoa, Arthropoda, Insecta, Diptera, Muscidae.
UCCCGUUGCGAAAUCAAGCACGUAUGUUGUCAUUUUCGCAACGACCCGUUGUUAUAUUUUUCAACAACGGCUGUUGGUGAAUUGUGCACGAACGUGCUCAAAUUGACACCGAGACGUGGUCAACUUUCGGUACCAACAACAGCCGUGCUUAAUUUGUCCAUUUGUAAUAUUGGUAAUUGCAGCCGAUUACACACGAGUAAAAAAUGACAACGGUGGUGCAUGAUUCACACACGGUCGUUGUCAAUAUGACACCGGUCGUGUAUGAAUUAUGCACCACCACCUGCAUAAUGAUGCACCACCGUUGUUACUUUGUACACCGACGUGCAUGAAUCGUACACGAUCGUUGCCAUUUUAGCAACUACCGUGUAUGAAUCAUGCACCACCGUUGUCAUUUUUUUUACUCGUGUGCAAUCGGCUGCAUAUUUACCAUUUUUUCCGUGUUAUUGAAAGAGAAAGGACGCAUUGUGCAAAAAAUUUAUUGAAAAUGAAUAAUAAUUCGCAAGAUCCUCAAAAUAUCAUUGGUGAGUUGUUAGAAAUCGAUGGCAAUAUUGUUGUGGUUCGCGAUACAAACCAUUGCAGCAGUCAAGAUGCGGAAAACAAUGAGGACGAUUAUAUGUUAAGGGAGUUCUUAAAAGGAAUAAAUAUGGAGUCGCUUUUUGAACAAUUAAAAGCAUCACAUGUAACAUUUCGCAGCUUGCAGUACUUGAAAAAAGAAGAUUUAAAGGAAGCAGUGCCACCAUUGGGACUGCGUGUUGAAUUCAGAGAAAAGCUCUUUGCUUGGAAAAAACGAAAGCUCGGGAUUGAUGACGAAACUAUGUCAGUUCCAUCUAAAAUAGGUGAAUGGUGGAAACGCAACGAGACACCUGCAAGUACUCCUGGUACUCCCGACACUACAGGUUCGAACUGCUCAAAAGCCAAAGGAAUUUUGUCAGAGGAUCUAACGGAAUUGUUAACACAUACCUCGAAGGGGAAACUAGCGCUUGAAUGUAGUAGCGUUAAUAAGAAAUUAAGUGACGAGCAAAGAGAUGAUAUAAUUAAUAUAAUUAUUGAAGAUAUUUUAACCAACAAUGUUACUCUUUACACUCAAGACUAUAUGCGCAUAUUGGAUGAAAUUUGUUCCGUUUUUCCUCUUGAAAACGAAAUGAGGGAUUAUUAUUACAUUUCAAGAAAAGGAAAGAACAACGCAAGCGGAAAACUUUAUGCCAAGUAUAGAAACAAGAAGUCCAAAAGAAUAAAGCUUUUGAUUUCCGAGCCUAGCACAAGCAAAGCAGCAACUCACACAUCUCCUAAUUUUUGUAACAAAGAUGUUCCCGAAAUUGAUGAAUCAGUUGAAAAUUCAUUGAAAGCUUCCUUACUAAGAGAAUGUAAUGAUUGGGGAUCGAUCUGCGAAAAAUGGAAAAGAUCUUUUAACAUACGGCAAAGAGAUAUAAAAAAUUUAAGUAGCCAUACAUUUCUCCUUGAAUGGACGAAGUUGUCCGAUGCAAGAGCUUCAGAAUUGGUCAACAUUGAUUUCGAUAUUAUGUAUCCACAGAAAGGCAAUCUUCUACUUUCUAAAUGGGACCAAUUUAAGAAAAAAAUUUACAAUUAUUAUGGGAAAAAUAUUCAUAACGAACAUUGCAAACAACUCUUCGCAAAUGUUUUGACGGCAAGCAGCAUAGGUAAAUUUUAAUUCCUGAUUUAUCAUAAACAUUAAAAGUAAUAUUUAUUUUAUAUUUCGGUUGCAGAUGCUCAAGAUUAUAUAUACGCAAUACUGUUGAAUUCAGUUUUACCAUCACCUGCUAGGUUUAAAUGUGGAAACGGUAAAUUACGAAAAAAAGUAACAAUAGCUGAUUCGCAGGAAAGUUUCGUACUGCGACUACCGACAAUUAACGAUUAUAAAAGGCAAAUUGAUACAGUCACUGAAAAGUAUUACAAUGCUGGAUUAACUAUACAGCCAUUUAUAAUUGUGGAGGGUUUGUCCGAUUUCAAUAUAAAAGGUUUUUAUGUUUUUUUUAACCACAAUUUGUUAAAAUUUCAAUCGUUCCUCGAAUGUUUAGAUACAUGUUUUAAAAUUUUUCAUGCACUUUCUUUAAAAUAUCCAAAUGCCUGCCAAAUUCCAUGGAUUUUUAUCCAAAAAUAUUUUUAUGAAAUUAAUACUGUAUAUGAUAUAAAAUCAGUUAAUUUGACUUCACUUAUUAAUUUCUGCAACAAUAAUUAAAGUACAAUUCAAAAUGUAUAUUUGCUUUCGUUGCCGUAAGCAUUUUGAUAAGGCAAAUCUUUUAAUAGCUCAUUUGAAAACAGACCAUUUAAUGUCCACUAAAUUUUUAAAAGUACAAUGCGUUCAGGACAACUGUAAGCAAACAUUUACAAAAUUUACGUCAUUCAGAAUUCAUUUAGAAAAACUUCACAAGAAUCACACAAAAGCUCCACCAAUGGUUAAAGCCAUUAAUGUGCCAGUUGAAAU